GGCCAGGGGGAGGAGCGCCUGGGGAGGGGCGUGGCCUCCUUGUCCUCCCGACGUGCGGCGGUCAUGCUGCUGCUCCGCUCCCUUGCCGCGCGCCGCCUGCUCCGCGCUGCUCUCCUCCCCGGGCAGGGCUCGCGGAGAGGCUGCCACGCCUCGGACCGGAGCGGCCGGCCGCUGCUGCUCACCACGCCCAUCUUCUACGUGAACGGCCCGCCGCACAUCGGGCACCUGUACUCUGCGCUGCUAGCUGAUGCGCUGCACCGGCACCGGGAGCUGCAGGGCCGCGGAAGAGGGCGCUUUACCACGGGUCAGUGAGAGGACUGGCAGAGGGGGUUGUGUGAAUGGGUGGUGGGUUUUCUUCUCGUGUCAAAGGCUGCUAGAUGCUGCUGAUCGGUGGAGGCUUUUCCUUGAGCGUUCUUUAAAGCGGCUGUUGUUGUUGUCGUCGUCGUGUUCGUCUCCCUUGUGCGGAGAAGACAGUCCCUCAAACUCACAAUCUUUUCUGCGGGGAGAUGGGAGUUUCAAUGAAGCACGUGUGCAUGCAAGUGUGCGGAACCAGCCAACUCGCGAGGGAAGGUGAGGCAGUCGCUUUGUGGGCAGGAUCCACAGGGGCAGCAGAUCCGGCCUCACAGACAGUAAUGCAUCACCUACUGCUGCAGUGGCAGCAACAGCUGUGACACACUCCUUACCCACCCACCUAGCUGCCAGAUGCUCUUGGGCUGCAGCUCUCAUUAGUCUCAGCCAGAAUUGCCAGCAGUGAUGAUAGAUGGAUGCUCUAGUCCAACAACAUAUUGGGGGGGGGGUCUUUUUCCUUUAAUAUAACCAGUUUUCUCCAUUUUUCCAGCCCUAAGAACAUCAGAUCAGCUGGAUCACAUUAGAAGUCUGUCUAGUGCAGCCUUCCAACCUUGGCUACCCAGAUGUUGGUUAGCUGCAGUUCCCAUCUCCUUGAUCAUUGGUCAGGCUGCCUGGGGAUGAUGAGAGUUGUAGCCCAACAACAUCUGGAGGCCCACAGAUACCAGGUCUGUUGGAUUCUUAAUUCUUUGCACUCUCCUAUUUCUCUGCACAGGAACUGAUGAACAUGGUCUGAAGAUCCAGAUGACAGCAGCAGCUUCAGGAAGUUCCCCUGAACCGUUCUGUGACUGUAUGUCAGCUAAGUUUCAGGAACUCUUCAACCAGGCGGGCAUCUCUUAUACAGACUUCAUCCGUACCACAGAACCUCGGCACAAACGGGCUGUAGAGCACUUCUGGGCUUCUCUGCAGGACCAGGGCUGGCUCUACCAGGCCCACUAUGAAGGCUGGUACUGUACUGCUGAAGAAACCUUCUUGGCUGCUUCCCAGGUCACUGAGCGUCCUGAUGCUCAUGGCAACAGGCACAUGGUCUCGCUUGAGAGUGGCCACCAGGUAAUGAUAAGCCCCUCUGUAUGAGUUCCCCUCUGUGUCUUUUCAGUUCUGAUAGGGAAGCCCUGUUUUGUAGGGUUCCAUCACUCGGGGAAGUAUCUUUUGGGAUUUGCAGCAGAGUCUGCUUUAGGAUGGCCCCUAUGAUCUCAUGCAACACAUCUCAACAAGCGUUUGGGGCAAAUAGGAAGCACACAGAUGCAGUUAUAUUUUAGAAACACUUUUCAUCUUACCUCUGCCUUGGCUUUAAGCAAGAAAGGCUUCAGUGAUACUUCUGAAAUUUAAUUAUUUAUUCACCAUAAAUAUUCCCAGGUUGAGUCACAUAAGAAUAAAACAAAUACUAUUAAAAAAUUUAAAGGAAGAUUGAGAGCAGUGGAUUAGCAACUGUAAACAAUUAAAUUGUUUCAGUUUUCAGAGUUAGAAGCUGGUGGGUGGGUGUUAAAGAAAUAUAUUUCCAUGGUGCUGAAAAGUUAGCAAAGUAGGUAUCAGGUGGCCCUCCUUUAGUAGAGCAUUUCAGAGACACAUGGUAUGUCACAAAGUGAGAAGACCCUGGCUACAUUCACACCAUACAUUUAAACACCUGCUUUUCCCCUACAAUCCUGAGAACUGUCAUUUAUUAAGGGUGCUGGGAACUAUAGCUCUGUGAGGGAUAAACUACAGUUCUGAGGAUUCUUAUUUGGGGCACAGGUGUGAUUUAAAUGUGCUUGAAAUGUAUGUUGGGUACACAGCCCCUCUCUCCAUUCCUCACCCCCCUCACUUUGAUGUUAGAGGAAGGCCUCUGAUGAGCACAUUGGCAGACUGAUGUGAAAUCUCAAGUCCAUAGUCAUUGCUUUGAUUUUUUUCCCCCUCCAACCUUUGAUUAUUAUAUUUGAAGACCUACCUCUUUUUAUCCUGCUAAGAAAUCCUCCUCUGCCCCUUCCUUUUCAUGCAGUAGCAAGAACACAGUCACAUUGACUUUACUGCAUGGCUGAUUCCUAAAUGACUGCAGACAGCACGAGGUUACGUAGUGUCACCAAGCAAUGCUGCAAAAUCGCUCCAGAAGUGCUUCUGUCCAGCCAUUCAAUUGCAAGCACACAAACCUUCUGUGUGAGUGAGGGAGGCUGAAUGAUGAGAAGAGGUUGCUAUAUGAGUCAUGGCUUAGAAAUUUGGCUCCUUUUUCUAUAAUGUGUCUCUGGCAUAGGAAGGGGCAUUGGGAAAAUGCAAAUGUCUCUUGCAACAUUGGUACACACAAUCUCAUGCUUUUUUACAGGUGGAAUUAUAGCAGAAAUGACUGAGCAAUUAAGUCACGUAUGAGACCAAAUAAGGGACGCGGGUGGUGCUGUGGGUUAAACCACAGAGCCUAGGACUUGCCGAUCAGAAGGUCGGCGGUUCGAAUCCCCGUGACGGGGUGAGCUCCCGUUGCUCGGCUCCUGCUCCUGCCAACCUAGCAGUUCGAAAGCACGUCAAAGUGCAAGUAGAUAAAUAGGUACUGCUCCGGCGGGAAGGUAAACGGCGUUUCCGUGCACUGCUCUGGUUCGCCAGAAGCGGCUUAGUCAUACUGGCCACAUGACCCAGAAGCUGUACACCGGCUCCCUCAGCCAAUAAAGCAAGAUGAGCGCUGCAACCCCAGAGUCGGUCACGACUGGACCUAAUGGUCAGGGGUCCCUUUACCUUUACCUUUAUGAGGCCAAAUAUGUGUGUGCUUCACAGUCAUGCUGCACAAGCAUAGAAAUUUGAUAAUUGGUGGAAAAUUCAGCAUCCUGGGAAUUUCCUGGGGAUUUGAAAAGCAAGUUUCUAGUCCUUCAGUUUGCAAAGUUAAUAUGUAAUACCUGUCACAAUCUCAGAAGUGAGCAAGUGGGGCUGAGCAAGAUUUCCAGUAAGAAGCCCUUAACAGUUGUGUUUCUGUAUUCUAUGAGAAGCAAAGAAAAAUCAGUCCUGUACAUUAAUAGUGAAAGUUCUCUGACUCUGAAUCUUAAUUUUGCUGAAAUACCAAAACUGCAUAAGAAGGAAUUAGCAGCAGGCUCAGAGGAACCUUGUAGAAACACAAAAACCUUAAGGAAAUAAAAGCUAUAAAGGUGACGGAUGGGAACUAAGUGAGGAUUGAGCAAAUUUAGUAGGCACAGAAUGAUGAUGGAGUUUUGUGUGGGAGGGGGAAUGGAACCUGGAAAGAUAGAAAGAAUGUGUGGCCGGGACCUUGAACACUCCAAGCAAGACACUUAGCACUGCAACAUUUUGUUGCAGGUUCGACUUGUUGGUGUAACAUAAGCAGACACAUUAGGGUUGCUUAAUUUGCACAAUUUAUGCAGGUUAUAGGAUUUGGUUUCUCUUGGCACCAAACAAUGCAACAUAUGCACAGCCUUGGAUUAUGCAGAAACAACAAUUUGGCCUUUAAUUCUGGGUGGACAUUUUCUGCAUGAUAUGAGGGAUUUGAUUUAUUUCUAUACAUUGUUUAAUACUUAAUCCAUUUUGGAGGGCAUAGUUGGUGUUUGUGUGAAUGAGCCUGCUUUAUUAUAGAAAGGCAUGGUAUAAAUGCUGGGGGGAAAUGAAUAAUGGUUCCUGGUUAUUGACUGAAGCAGGGCAGUCCAACUUUUCAUACUAAGUGGGCUGCAAGAGUACUUCAACACAGAACCAGCAAACCGCAUGCCGUGUUGUCAUGGGGACUGGAAUGCUAAAAUGUGAUGCCCCCCUUAUGCUGCCAGAUAAAUGAGGUACUGGUUUUUGGCAAGGAGGCAUGAGGCUUAAGCAGCACCACCUCCUUCCCGAAGCUGGAGAAGCAGGAACAAGGUUUUGGAAAGGAGGCAGGAGGACCCUCUUGCCUCCUUUUCAAAGCCUAGUGCCUUACUUACAUGGUUGGGGAGAGUCAAACGUUGCUGAGGGCCACCUAAAAGGCCUCAUGGGUGACAUGUGGCCCUUGGGCCAUGUGUUGAACCGUCCUGGUAUGAAGGAAUAUCGUGUAGCAAUUUUUCUGGAGCCUAGCAAGUCUGAGGACUCAUGUGUGCUAUACUUUCAGUAAAAUGUCCUGCGAACUGUAGUUUCGUAACGGUGCUGAGAGUUUUUAUGAGACCUGCCCCCCAUUACCUUUGCAGAGCUACAGUUACCAACACCCAACAAACUACAUUUCUCAGAAUUAUUUGGGGAAACCAAAGCCAGGAUAUUGCUUUAAAUGUAUAGUGCUCAUGGGGUUUGAGAGUGGUCAGUUCCUGGGUGGGAGGCUGCCUAGGAGCUCUAUAUAUGCUGCCUUAAACUCUAUGAAAUAAAGGGGGAAUAUAAAUUUAUUUAUUUAUUUAUUUAUUUAUUUAUUUGGUUUUUCAAAUUAGAAUUUUACAGUCACAUGUCCAACUUACAACAUAAAAACAAGAUUCCAAGGAAUCUCUUGGACUUCCCUCCUCCCCUUUGUGGGUUCUCUUGUUAAUCAUUUCCUCCUGCAUCUUUUAUGAUAAUCCAAAAUCUUUUACCUCUCCAUUGUGUCCAAAAUUCACCAUUAAACUACAAGUGAUAUUCUAAUCCCACUAACGAUUUUAACUGUUUACAAUGGUUUUUAAAAUAAAUUAUAAUCUUUCCCCACUCCUUAUUAAAAUUUCGGUCUUCCUGAUUUCUGAUUCUUCUGGUCGUUUUGGCCAUUUCAGCAUAAUCCAUCAACUUGAUCUGCCAUUCUUCUCUGGUAGGGACUUUAUCUUCUUUCCAUCUCUGGACCAAUAACAUCCGCACAGCCAUGGUCGCAUACUUAAAUAGUCUUCUCUGCUCCCUUGGGAUUUCAGCAUGGGGGGAAUAUAAAUGUAAUGCAGAUGUGGGGGAACUUCUGGCCUUGCAGAUGUUGUUGGACUCUAAUUCCCAUCAGCCCCAGUCAGCAUAGUUUGGGGUGAUGGGAGUUGUAAGGUAAAGGUAAAGGGUCCCCUGACCAUUAGGUCCAGUCGUGACCGACUCUGGGGUUGCAGCGCUCAUCUCGCUUUAUUGGCCGAGGGAGCCGGCGUACAGCUUCCGGGUCAUGUGGCCAGUAUGACUAAGCUGCUUCUGGAGAACCAGAGCAGCGCACGGAAACGCCGUUUACCUUCCCGCCAGAGCGGUACCUAUUUAUCUUCUUGCACUUUGACGUGCUUUCGAACUGCUAUGUUGGCAGGAGCAGGGACUGAGCAACGGGAGCUCACCCUGUGGCGGGGAUUCAAACCACCGACCUUCUGAUUGGCAAGUCCUAGGCUCUGUGGUUUAACCCACAGCGCCACCCGUCUCCCUUGAUGGGAGUUGUACGUAUGAACUAUAAAGGGCAAUGGGAGUAAUAGUCCAGCAAUAUCUGGAAGGCCAAGUGUUCCAUCAUAGAUGCAAUGAAUAUAAACAAAUGAAUAACUAUUUGUAGGGGAGUCAGCAAAAAAAAGGUUGUGACCAGUUUCUCUCUUGCAUCUCAGGUGCACUGGACCAAAGAGGAGAACUUCAUGUUCAAACUGUCCGAAUUCCGGGAACCUUUGCUGAGAUGGCUCCAGGAAAGCAAGGCAACCAUAACCCCUGAGCCUUUCCACCAGCAGGUGCUCCAUUGGCUGGAGCAGGACUUGCCUGACCUCUCUGUGUCGCGUGACCGAAAGCGGCUGCAGUGGGGCAUCCCUGUCCCCCACGACUCGACGCAGACCAUUUACGUCUGGGUCGAUGCCCUGGUGAACUACCUGACCGUUGUGGGUUAUCCUGACACACACCACACCUGGUGGCCCAGUGCAACCCACAUUGUGGGCAAAGAUAUCCUCAAGUUCCAUGCCAUCUACUGGCCUGCCCUGCUCAUGGCAGUGGGGCUGGAGCCUCCAGAGAAAAUCCUGGUGCACUCCCACUGGACAGUUCAAGGGCAGAAGAUGUCUAAAACUCUGGGCAAUGUGGUAGACCCUCAGGCCUGUUUUCAGCGGUACUCAGUGGAUGGCUUUCGGUACUUCCUGCUGAGACAGGGUGUCCCUGAGCGAGACUGCGACUACUAUGAUGAGAAGGCUGUCAACUUGGUCAAUUCAGAGUUGGCUGAUGCCUUGGGGGGUCUUCUUAACCGGUGCACGGCCCCCAGCCUCAACCCCAGUGGAAGCUACCCAGGCUUUUCAGAGGCAUGUUUCCCUCGGGUCAUGGAUAAUAGGAGAGGCAAAGCCAUGGCUGAGGACUACAAACUGGUGUCAUCAGUGAAAGACCUGCCAGCUCAUGUGAGCGACUGCUUCGAACGCUUUCAGAUCUACAGAGCUUUAGAAUCGAUCCUGGACUGCGUGAGGCAGACGAAUGGCUUCCUUCAGAGGCACAGGCCUUGGAAACUACGUCGUGAAGAUCCUGAGGAGCAGCAGUGGCAAGACACCAUCCUGCACGUCACUCUGGAAUGCCUUCGGAUUUAUGGGAGCCUCCUGCAACCAAUGAUCCCAAACACUGCUGAUAAAAUCCUCACCAGGCUGGGUGUUAGUCCCACGGAAAGGUCUCUAAGCAACUUGAGCUUUCUUCCUCGCUACUAUGGCGAAAGGUCUCCCUUUGAAGGCAGGAGGUUUGGGCCAGAUGCUGGGCUCCUAUUUCCAAAGCUGGAGAAAUCCAAAUGAACCCAGUUUCCAAAGCUGGAAAAAUCAACAGAUGCUGCAGAAGAUCACCCACAAGUAGCCUCUUUUUAUGCUUUCAGAAGGAGAGAAAAGAUGGCAACUUGUGCCUUAUGGUUACAUUUUAGUAAAUGGUUGGCGACACGGUGUAGGCAUUUAUUCUCUUAAGAUCAUUCACAAUAGUGCCUAGUAACAAGGUUCAUUCAUUGAAAGGGAGAGCCAGCUUGGCUCUGGUGCAUAUUACUCUGAUGGCCCCACUGAGGAUAAUAAUUCCUUUUAAGGCACAUCUCUAUCAAUCCCCACACACAGAAGAAUUAGGAUAGCACUCACUUCUCAUUGACCAGUCUGAGGAUGUGGUGUGGUGUGUUGGUGAUGGCUGAUUCUCCUGAACAUUUUUGCUGAACAUCAUCCAGGUGUCAGCAAAGUAGAAGUGGCAGAGUAUGGCUUUGCCCACACACUGGUUGAAGAGGACAGUCACAAAUGGUGAGCUGGGGUUCUUAUUGUCCCAGAUGGGGUCCAGCCUGUGGGGUCCAGCUGCCACUUGGCAAUCAGUCAUGGCUUGAAGAGGCACUCCACCCUUUCAAAAACCUCCAUGCCUUUGGAGAACACGUUGCCAAAGUCUGUUCUCCAGUGCAGGAAAAAUUCCCAGUAUGAGACACAGAAUAUUGUUUGUAUUCCAGAGGCUGGGGGGACAGGGAAGCAUGGGUUUGAUGUCUGUGAAUGCUGGCAUAUUAAUGUGACAUGUUCAGGGAUGUGAAGCUCGAGGACAGGGACGUGGAAACUAUGGCCCUCCAGAUUUUCUGGGGCUCCCAGCUCCCAUUAGCCCCAGCCAGCAUAGCUGAUACUCAAGGAUGUUGGAAGUUGGAGUCAGGCAACAUCUGGAAAGCCACAUCUUUCCCACCCCUGCAGUGUCCCACAAUACAGAUGCAGGCAGAACAUAGAUGAAGCUCUUGAGUGAUUUGCAGGAGAUCAGCAAUGGUUUGGGAUGCCCAGUGGUUUAGCAAUUGCAACAAUAAACAGCCCCACCCCCCCAAUUAAGCUGCUGAAACAAAUUUUGGAGGAAAACCAGGACUGGAGUCAAGGUUUUGAUUCUGGUAGUGAAAACAAAUUGCUACAUGAGCAGGCGGUGCUUUUCUUUAUUCUAAAUGCAUGUCCAGGAGCACCACCCAAGCCAACAUUCAAUACAUGGUUCCUAUGGGUGGAUUUCGGGGUCCUAUUAACAACAGGAUCUCAUAAACUUGGAGUCUGCCUACCCCUGCUCAUGUAUGUUGGUCUUUAAACUUGGGAUGGGGAAACUAGUCCUCUAGAUAUUGUUGGGCUCCAACUCUCAUCAGUCCCAGUCAGCAGGCCAUAGAUCAGAGACAUUGGAAAGAGCCAUAGCUCAGUGGCAGAGAAUUUGCUUUGCAUCCCUGACAACUCUAGAUAGGGCUGGGGGAUAGUCUUGCCUGAAAUCAUGGACAGCUACUGUCAGGCAGUAUUGACAAUACUGAGCUAGAUGACCCCAUGGUAAAGCAGCUUCCUAUGUUCCUAUCAUAAUGGAUAUUAACUGAUUCACAAAUGUUAAUUUGAAUAAAGUAAUAGUUCUGCUUUUAGAUCAGGAAUUGCCUUCCAGAUGUGGGGCUCCAGUUCCCAUCAGCCACAGACAGAACAGCCAAUGCAGAGAUUAUGUGACUGCAGUCUAAUAACUUGCUUUGUUGCUAAGAAGGUAUCUAGCAGCUGCAAUUUUUGUAACCGUGUGUGUUUGUGUGUAAAAGGUAAAGGUCAAGGACCCCUGGAUGGUAAAGUCCAGCCAAAGGAGACUAUAGGGUGCAGCGCUCAUCUCGCUUUCAGUCCAAGGGAGCCAGCAUUUGUCCACAGACAGCUUUCCAGGUCAUGUCGCCAGCAUGACUAAACCACUUCUGGUGCAGUGGGACACCGUGACAGAAACCAGAGCGCACAGAAACACUGUUUACCUUCCCGCCACAGCGGUACCUAUUUAUCUACUUGCACUGGUGUGAUUUCGAACUACUAGGUUGGCAGGAGCUGGGAAAAGCCGCCAACCUUGUAAUUGGCAAGCCCAAGAGGCUCAGUGGUUUAGACCACAGCGCCACCCGCUCACCAUCUUUUUAUUUUUUAUAUAUAUAUAUAUACACACACAUAUAUAUAUAUACACACACACACACACACGCAAAAUUAAUUGAGCGUAUCCUUUUAUAAUUAAUUAAAUACCCCAGUAAUGAGAGGUUAGAGCUCUGCUAAAGCAUGGAGUAUUGUAAAUGUGUGUAUAUAUGUGCGUGCCAUUGCUACUGAAACA
Molecule: messenger RNA, 9195 nt
Organism: Podarcis lilfordi (Lilford's wall lizard)
Lineage: Eukaryota; Metazoa; Chordata; Lepidosauria; Squamata; Lacertidae
Source: the annotation of a GenBank genome assembly